Messenger RNA from Ceraceosorus guamensis, 2060 nucleotides. RefSeq lists its product as hypothetical. The record is from RefSeq and is a predicted model, not a curated record. Bases 430 to 1575 code for a protein of 381 amino acids. NCBI's taxonomy places the organism in Eukaryota, Fungi, Basidiomycota, Exobasidiomycetes, Ceraceosorales, Ceraceosoraceae. The transcript has 7 exons.
GACUCUCGCCGCUCUGAUUCACGAUUCUGAAUUCACGAUUGCCGCUGAUCAUGUGUUGGGAUUUGGGACUCACGAUUUGUGACGAAGCAGCCAGCACAUGCGCAUGCGAGCUGAACGGCCGUGUGGAGAAGAAGGCGAUCAAAGCUGAUAACGGCUUCUCCCCCUCGCUCUACACUGCUGCUGCUUGAGAAGCUUCCCAACUCAAGAGUGGAGAAGAGCAUCGCGUGUGCGUAUCCCUGCCUCAAUACCUUCACCACUUUCAGGUACGUCCAAUUUGGUCUCUUUGGGAAGCAUCCUCUUGGUCAAGUUUUUGCCGAUCUACGAAGCGACAAGCUGUUCGCCCUGCUUCCAGGAUAAUCACGUGCAGAAGGCACUUUCUCGAUACGCUCGAGGCAAUCUUUCAAGAUGCUUCCUCUCGCAGCCAAAACGAUGAUUCGAGGGCCGGGCGCUCGUGCAGUCCGAGCAAGCACCUUUCAUCAAUUCCCUCUCCUACGCGUCUCCCCACCUGCCCGUAUCCUGAGCACCUCGUCCAAGGCACUAGCUGCCAACGCUCAGUCUGGCAAGCCAGCGUCCGACAAUUGGAAGCAUACAGUCAAGAAUGUGAAAGAGGAAGCGGGUCAGGUGAAGAGCUCCAUCGAAUCUGCCGUUGCCGGUAGUCCGGGCAGUGGAGCUGGAUCUUCCAACGAAGGCCCAGACAGCUCUCCCAGUGGUGCUGCGGACCUUUUGGGCGAUGCUCGCUCCGUCUCGUCAGAAAUGUUCCAAGCUGUUCCAAGACCAGCGCUUCUCUGGGGUGCUGCUGGUGUGCUGCCUUACAUCUCGACUGCCGGAGCCAGUGUGUACUUGGCCAGACAGACGAAUCUGGUAGCGAACGGCAUGGACACGCACAUCGACUACGAGACCGCAUCAGCUCUCCUCUUGCACGCGCAAAACGUUCAAAUUUCCUACGGAGCCAUCAUCCUGUCCUUCUUGGGAGCCAUCCAUUGGGGCUUUGAAUUCUCCAAGUACGGAGGUCAGCUUGGAAAUCGUCGAUACAUCCUCGGCAUUGUACCGCUGGUCAUUGGCUGGCCUUCGCUCGCCUUGAGCCCCGAACUCGCCCUCGUCUCGCAGUUCGGGGCGUACGUCGUUAGCUGGUUCAUCGACCUGAGAGCGACGACUGCUGGUUGGGCACCCAAGUGGUACUCUUCCUACCGUUUUUGGCUCACUGCUGCUGUCGGUACGAGCAUCAUUGCCACUCUGGCAGGCACUAACUACUACAAUGUGGACAAAUCCGCCACGUCGUCUAAAGGAGCUGGUGAAAAGUUAAAGAAGCUGGUCGAGGCUCAAGGAAAGGAGGUGCCCAAGCUGGUGGAGAAGAAGGCCGAGGGAGACCUUUCGGGACCGCAAUUCGAGGGCAAAGUGUCGGGUGAUGUGCAAGCUGAAAGCGCUGAUGAGGGCGAUGACGGAUACGUAAAGAUUCGAAAUCCCAAGAGAGAGGAAGAGGAGCGGAAGCGGAAGGAAGAAGAGGAAAAGAAGAAGAAAGAGGAAGAGAGCAAGAAGAAGAAGGAAGAGGGCGGGGAUGACAAGGAUGAGAAGUGAUGCUGUGCCGCCCCUGCAUGCUGCUGCCCUUGAGCUUUGCGUUGGACAUCGGAAGGUUUGAGUGGACUUUUGCGCUCAUCGAACAUUUCUAUCUGCUGUUGAACACCAAGGUCGCAUUUCCAUCUGAACCUCCUCUCGGGCAUGGAUGCCCCCCACAUCUUGGUGACACGUCGUUGCUGCGACGUCUUGUCUUUUUGCUCUCUUUUUUUUUCGACGAAUUGUCACUGCUGCAACAGGCAUACAUGAAUCUUACCUCACCCGCGCGAAGACGAUAUGAGCACCUAUCGUGGUGGCGGGGCUGACGAGUGCCCGCCGGGCUCCAAUCUGAUCUAGGCAUCUCUAGCAUACCAUCGAACUGGCUGAGUACAGCAAGCAUGUCAUUGUAAAGGUGCACGUGCAUGUGCUUCGAGGGAAGCCUGGCACAAACAAAUUGGGACUGCAGCAUGAUCGUCUCCUUCACUUUUUGCCCUUUGUCCUUUUCUCCA